This is a messenger RNA of Harmonia axyridis, 3055 nucleotides long. RefSeq names its product gamma-1-syntrophin. The coding region runs from base 152 to 1660 and encodes 502 amino acids. The transcript has 9 exons. Lineage: Eukaryota; Metazoa; Arthropoda; Insecta; Coleoptera; Coccinellidae. Gene Ontology annotation, cellular component: intracellular anatomical structure; dystrophin-associated glycoprotein complex. The record is from RefSeq and is a predicted model, not a curated record. Gene Ontology annotation, molecular function: protein binding; structural molecule activity.
GAAAAAACGAGAAUGUUACAUUUUUUGAAAAAUUCGCUGAGUGAUUAACGAAAAAAUUGCCUGUUUCUAACAGAAAUAUUCUUAUAUUAUAUGAAGACUGUCGUAAACUGAAUGCCUAUUUGUUCUAGUUCGAAUUGAAAUUAGGUUCAAGAUGAGAAUCAAUUCAACUAGGAUGACUACACCUAUAGAAGAAAAAAUGGACCAAAAAUUAAAAGUGAGAACUGGAAUGGUAUCAGUCAGUGAUGGUAAAAGUAGACCCGUUCCAGUAAGGUUACAUUUAUCCAUGGAAGUAUUGAGGCUGCAAAAAGAGGAAAUUGUUCCUCCAGAGAAGCCUCUAACUUCAAAAGAGAGAAUGGUACAAAUUCGCAGACAGAAAGUAGGUGGAUUAGGCCUGAGUAUCAAAGGUGGAGCAGAACAUAAACUACCCAUUUUGAUUUCAAGAAUAUAUAAAAGUCAAGCAGCAGAACAAACCGGGGAACUAUUUGUAGGGGAUGCAAUUAUCAAAGUUAAUGGAGAAUACAUAACUGCAUGCCCACAUGAUGAUGCUGUAAAUAUAUUGAGAAAUGCAGGUGAUUUAGUUGUUCUGACUGUUAAACAUUAUAAAGCUGCAACCCCAUUUCUACAAAAGCAAGAGGAAAAGGAACAGGAAGACAACAAUACUGAAGAAAAGGAGACCUCAGAUGAAAGUCUCAAAGUUACAAAUAAUUGUAGCAGACCUAGCUCUUUGUAUUCUGAAUGCGAUCAAGAACUGAUGACACGCUGGAUAGAUAUUGUAACUUUACCUCUCAUGAUGGCAUAUGUUACCAGAUAUAUCUUCGGAACUGAUAAAUUGAGACCAAAUUCUUUCGAAGUCAGAGGUCUCAAUGGCAUGAGUACUGGCAUUAUUCAUUGCGACGAUACAGCAAUACUCUCACAAUGGCUCAAAUAUAUCACUGACAAUAUAAUCGGACUUACUAAUUUACAAAUGAAACUUUAUAACCGGAACUUCAGUGUAUCGGACAAAAUAGAAUACAUGGGAUGGGUGAAUGAAGGUGUACUGAAUAACAACCAACCUUGGCAAAAUUAUAAACCUAGGUUUUUUGCUUUAAAAGGUACUGAUCUAAUGCUGUUCGACACACCACCGUUGAACAUAAUAGAUUGGGGUAAAUGUCCCUUGAUGUUCAAAGUGUAUCAGACGAUGUUUAGAGUUGUCAAAGAUUCUGAAAAUGUAGAUGAAAGACAACAUUGUUUUCUUGUACAAACAUCUGGACAGGACUCUAGAUAUUUCUCAGUGGAAACGAGGCAAGAAUUACUAAGAAUAGAAAAUGCUUGGCACUCAUCGGUUGUUACAGCUGUUAUGAAAUUAGGUAAUAAAACAUUCACAGUAAGCUGUAAUGGAAAAACAGCAGGGUUAACUCUGGACUGGAAUAUAGGAUUUUCUUUACAUGAGGGCGACUCUAAAACUCCUGCAUGGCAAUAUAAAUUUUCACAGUUAAGGGGUUCCUCAGAUGAUGGUAAAUCUAAGCUGAAAUUACAUUUUCAAGACUGUGAAACUAGAGCUAUUGAUACUAAGGAAUUGGAAUGUUCCAUACUUCAAAGUUUGCUGUUCUGCAUGCAUGCCUUUCUUACUGCAAAGGUAGCUUCUGUCGAUCCUGGUUUUCUCUGCUCUAUGAUACCAUAACCCUAAUGUCCUGCCUUGGAUCUUACCUAAUUCAGUAUCCAGAGCAGAAAAUGUUGAAGCAUAUUAUCGAUAAGUUCCAAUUUGGGGGGGUGAGUUUAUUUAAAUGCAAAAUUGAUUGAUCAUUUUUUCAGAAUUGAAUACGCUCAAUACUAAGAGAAUAUUUGUCCAUAAACUUUGUUUAACAUUGGCAACUCCAUCUUUGUAAUCUCUGUAGUUACUCAAAGGUGAACUAUUUUUUUUUGUAUCAAUUUUAUUGAUUUAUAUUCAUGCAAUCUUUCUUUUCGAGUGCUGAAUCAACAGAUACUGUGUAACCAAAAUAAACAUGAUAUUGAGGUUUUAGAUAAUGCCACCAUUAAAAAUUGAGAAAAAAAAACUAGAAAGAAGGAAUUUGUGUUCUAUUUGGACCUUCACCGCAUUACUAGGCUAGAAGAGAACAGUAUGUCUUUACGAAUGUGAGGAGUUCAAUUCCUGGACGGGGAAAAUGUUUUUCUGAUUUCAGGGAUUCUUAAAAUGGGAAUUCUACCGAAUACAAACAAUUCUCCUAUCUUGCUCAACUGAGCUUCUGUCUCAUACGGAGAGUUGAGAUUUACAUAUUAGUAAAUAUGUAGCUGAGUUUCAUAACAUCGAAGAGUCUUUCAGACUCUUCUAAUUGUCAUUUAUAUGUAGAAUUUCGAUUUAGAUGGAGACAUGACAAAUUUGUCACUUCUUAAACAGGUAUAUAUAAAAAAUAUAUUACCAAGUUGUGUCAAUCUUACAUUUCCAAAUUCAUCUUAUAGCGGAUAUUCAUAUUCUAUAAUAUUAUUAUCUAAAACCUAAAUGUCAAUUUUUUCUGAGUCGAGUCUGUACGGUUUGAAUAAUUGUAAUGAUUCUUGAUUCUACCUUUACCUUUUCAUGUAAUGAAAUACAAAAACCUAAAGCCAUCAAAUAAAAAUUAAAACUGAUAAAAAUGAACUUUGACAUGACUGAUAUUAGAAUCGAAAUCUAAUCUACUGAUAUUAAAAAAGAUUCAUAGAAUUACUUUGAUUUUAAACAAAAAAAAAUUGUAAUCAUUACUUAAACUGAAAUAAUUGUCUUAAUCUCUCAUUUGCAAUGAAACUGUACAAUUGAUGUGUAGUAUCCUUAUAUUUGCGUGGAAUAGCCAAAAUACCUUCAGUUUUCUCCUAAUACACAAAUGCAUGAAAUAAAUAUAAUGUAAUAAUGACCAGAAUUCACCUCUAGUUUCAAAUUAUUUGAAACUGCUUUAUAUUAACCUUGACAACUGUUCUGUCUGGAAUCUAAAGAAAUGUAUAAAUUAGAUGAAAUGCACAAUAUCUACAAAUAUAUGUAAAGUUGUAGUGAGAAUGUUCCUUAUUAUAAUAUAGGUAAAAUAAAAGUUGUAUGUUUAUAUCGUCCCAC